UGCUAUCUCGGUUUGAGAUUGCCCCGUUUAGAAAUUGAGAUUGUUUCUUCUUCUCCUUCCUUUGGUCAUCCCAAAAUUACGCAAUUGGUGACGGAAGGUUAUAUAACCCGCCGAAUGCAGCUGGCGGCAUGCUGUCAGAGGGUGACAUCAGCGACGGCGCCUCUACCACUAAGGAUAGAGACUCUGCGGCGAGAGUGGUGGGCGAAGGUGGAGAUGGAGUGGCGAUGUUCCUCCUCUUGCUGUUGCGUAAUUUUAGGCUCUCUCGAUUGAUUUUGUGUAUUUUGGAAGUUGCGAUUUUUCCCAGACUUUUAUCGAUAAAACGAAGACCCGUUUCUCCAAUCUUUUAUGACAACCUUUCACCCAUUCUUUCUCAGAUGGCUUAAGACCCACCUUGAAAUUGAAAAUGAAUACCCAUUUCUCUCUAUUUCUCUAAUUGCUUAAUACCCACCUUGAGAAAAUGAAACCAAUUUAUUCCUUUACCAGAUCUAUAAUUUCCACACCCGUUCCUCAGAUUUUGAUCUUCUGCCUUACGACAAGACUCUGACAAGAUCAAAAUGCACCAGCGAAAACCAUUGAUCUCAUCGUUCCCAAAAUCCCAAUUCGAUAGCCACCAAAAAUUUGGGUAUCCUCAAUUGCAGUCACUACGCAGAGCUUAAUGAUGAAGAUGAAAUUCCAUUAAAAAAAAAAGAUUGCAACAAAUUGCAAUACUUGCAAAGAAAUAAUAAAACAAAAUCUUGUGUUUGAAUACUGAAAUCAUGAAUUUUUGGGUGACAGGAAAAGGUAGAGAAAUAAAUAAACUGUGAAAUUAAAAAAAAAAUCAGAAAAAAAAACCAGGUUUUUAGAGAGAGAGGAAAGAGACGGUGACCUGGGUGUUUGUUUUUAGAGAGAGAGGGUGGUGGAUGUCUCUGUUACUAUUUAUGAUUUUUUUUUCUCUUUCUUUCGCCUGUACUGAUUUCGAUUAGUAGAAAAUAAUUUUUUUUCUUGGAGUAAAUUUAUGAGAAAUUUUUUAUAUGUUUCUUUGUAAAUGAAUCAUUCCUGCUAUGUGUACAAAGAAAAUGGUUAGUUUUCAAAUGAAUGAUUCGGGGAUCCCCAAUUUUCUCCUACAGAAGAAAAAGUCGUAAUUUUCUCCCACAAUCGAGUCUCUCUUAAAAAAAAUGAAAAACAAAGUUCAUUGUAUGAAGAACCUUCCCUUAAGAUGAGAAGAGAGAUAAAGAAUGAUAUCAGAGAGCGUAAAUGUCUUUUUUAAGUGAAAGGGAAGGGAGAUAAAGAAGAAAUAGAAACUAAUGAAAAAGGCAGGGACAAAUAUAUAAUUUCAUACAAAAGCGAGACAGCACAAGAUUAAAAAACAUGGAUUUUAAAAACGUUCAUUAAAAAAUAAUUCAACUCAAAAACUUAACUUAAAUUUUUGCAGACAGAUAUCACAUGUUAGAGUUUUUUUUAGAUGAGAUUAAAAAUUCAAAUUGAAUUAAAGCAUUUCGGAGGAGGGAGUACGGCAGAGGAAAGUACUCGGGCGAGUGGCGCGACCAGGAAUCGGUUGGGGCGAUGGAAUCGUACAUUGUUAGAUGCUCCCAUGGCAGGAGUCUCCUUAGGGCCUUCAAACCCGUCCCCGUUUCUCUCAAAACGCGCCUCUGUUCUAACACGCCCAUCCGAAACGUCGGUGGAGGGUCACUUAAUAGUCUAACUAGCAGUACUGCUGAGAUAAAGCAAGGAUUUAGGCGAGCAUUUUCUGCUCCAUGGCCUCAAAAGCUUCGUUACCAGGGAGAUGGAAGGCCAUUUUGGAAACUUGUCGUUUCAGAAGCCACUGGUUGUGCCGAUGAUAGUUACUUUGAAGAAGUCUAUCAGUACUAUGCAAAUGGUGAUGCAUGGCAUCUUCCACAUGGGGCUUAUGAAACUCUGAUCAUUUUGAAAGACGCUGGAGUUAAGGUGGCUGUUGUGUCCAACUUUGACACUCGCUUAAGGAAGCUGUUGAAGGAUCUAAAUGUUUUGGAUAUGUUUGACGCUGUUAUAAUAUCGUCAGAAGUUGGAUAUGAAAAACCUGAUGGAAAAAUAUUUGAGACUGCAUUAGAUCAAAUUGACGUCACAUCAGACAAAGCAGUACAUGUUGGAGAUGAUCUGAAGGCAGAUAAGGAAGGAGCAAAUGCUGUUGGAAUAGCUUGCUGGACAUUCAAAAUCGGGUUCUUGUCCGAGAUUCAAGCUUUUAAGCAGUCGACGUCAACGGGAUAUAGAUUCGGCUGGGUUCUCUUCUGAACUGUCCUUUUUAUUUGGGUCUUUGAUAGGCAAAAGUACGGUUUUUGCCUCCAUAAUUUUGUGUUUGUUGUUGGAGUGACAUUGAAUGUUAGGAGCAUAAUUUGUGUGAUGGAUGGAUAGAAUUGGUAUUAGUUGAAGUUGUAAUAAAAUCUACCAAUUAUAGUGACAGAAUGAAUUUGAAGGCUCAAAA
Messenger RNA from Momordica charantia (bitter melon), 2437 nucleotides. The record is from RefSeq and is a predicted model, not a curated record. Lineage: Eukaryota; Viridiplantae; Streptophyta; Magnoliopsida; Cucurbitales; Cucurbitaceae.